Messenger RNA from Diospyros lotus (date-plum), 2871 nucleotides. RefSeq names its product PKS-NRPS hybrid synthetase cheA-like. The record is from RefSeq and is a predicted model, not a curated record. Lineage: Eukaryota; Viridiplantae; Streptophyta; Magnoliopsida; Ericales; Ebenaceae. The transcript has 7 exons. Bases 349 to 2289 code for a protein of 646 amino acids. Gene Ontology annotation, biological process: regulation of DNA-templated transcription.
CCCAACCACUGUUACGCUUGCACAUUUAGGUUUCUCUUUCACCUUCGGAGAGCGAGGGAGAGGCAAAACGCGUGAAACCCUAGUCCCGUCUGCUUUCACGGCGUCUGCAUUCUUGCCGUGUAAAUCUAUCGCUUCCAGGAGAGGAAGAUCAAGAGGGCUGUUUCCUCAAUCUCGUCCUGCGAGAGGCGAACACAGAAACAAGCUUUCUAAAUCCCUCUUCCUUCUCGAGGUUGCGGGGCUUUGGAAUGUUGUUUUGAGUUUAUUUCAGCACCCACCGCAACCACUUUCUUCGUUCCUUUCCUUCUUUCCCUCUUUUAAUUUUUCUUUCACGUUGGAGUGAGUUGUGCCAUGGAUUUGGAUGAUUGCACUCAAAUGACAUGGGAGGAGUUUGAUGAGGAAGAGAACGGUUUGGAAGAAGAACAGCGGGAAUCAGUCGAAAAUGGACUCAUGUCGAUGGUUGAGGAAAAUUUAGAGAAUGAAACCCCUUUGCCAACUGAGAAGUCAUUCGAUGCUGUUCAACCUUUUACUACUAAUGAGUUUUUUAGCAGUAGAGAAGCACUUAUUGGAUGGGCUAAGAAAGUUGGGAAAGAAAAUGGAAUUAUUAUUGUGAUAAAGAGUUCUGAAAGUGGAGGUCCUAGUAGGAAACCUAGAGUUCGUCUUGCUUGUGAACGGAGUGGGAAGUAUAGACCAUCAAAAAAGGGAGAAGAAGCAAUAGGAGAAUUAAAACGUAAGUCCACAGGUUCAAAAAAAUGUGGUUGUCCAUUCGAGCUACUUGGCGUGAAAUCUUCAAAUGAGCAUUGGAAGUUGAAGGUUGUAUGUGGAUUGCACAAUCAUGCAGCAGCGACUCAACUUGAGGGUCAUUCAUAUGCAGGACGGCUUACAGAGAAAGAGAAAGAAAUUUUGAAAAUAAUGUCUAAGAAUCAUGUGAAGCCCAAAAACAUUUUGAUGACACUAAAAGCAGAGGAUAAGAAAAAUGUGACUACCAUCAAAAGUAUAUAUAAUGCACGCCAAAGAUACAGACUUAUAGAGAAAGAUGGGCAUUCACAAAUGCAACAAUUGAUGAAGAAAUUGGGAGAAUAUAAUUAUGUGGAGUGGCAUAGAAAUGAUGGAUCAACAGAUUGUAUUACAGAUUUAUUUUGGUCUCAUCCGAUGGCUAUAAAGUUAUUAAAUGUCUUCCCACAUGUGUUAAUCAUGGACUGUACAUACAAAAGUAAUAGAUACAAAUAUUCGCUGCUUGAGAUCGUUGGUGUGACAUCGACUGAGCUAACUUUUUCUGUUGCAUUUGCAUUCAUGGAUCAUGAAUAUGAGGUUAACUACACAUGGGCAAUGGAAAAAUUAAGGAGUAUAAUGACUCCUAAUACAUUUCCAGGAGUAGUUGUCACAAACAGAGAAUUGGGAUUGAUGAAUGCAAUACAUAAAGUGUUUCCAAUCACGACCAUCUUAUUGUGUAGGUGCCAUAUAUCGAAAAAUGUACUUGCUAAUUGUAAGAAGUUAUUUGAUAGAAAGGAGAUGUGGGAGAAGUUUAUGUUAAGUUGGAAUCUUAUUGUUUUUGCCUCGACUGAGAAUGAGUAUGAACGUCGUAUUCAUGACUUAAUAGUUGAGUACUAUGCAUAUAAGGAUGUACUUGAUUAUGUGAGAAACACAUGGUUGAAUGAUUAUAAGGAAAAAUUUGUUGCAACGUGGACAAAUAAAAUUAUGCAUUUUGGCAAUGUUACUACUAACAGGGUUGAGAGUGCGCAUGCGAAGCUAAAGAAACAUCUUGGAUUAUCUCAAUGUGACUUUGAGUCAUCAUGGACAAUUAUCAACUCUCUUAUUGAGUCGCAACAUAUAGAGAUAAAGGGGUCUUUUGAGAAAAGCUUAAUGUUGGUGCAACAUAACUUCAAAGAAGACAUUUUCAAAGAAUUGCGAGGUGUUAUAUCCAGAAGUGCAAUGAAUAUGGUGCUAAAGCAAUCACAGCUAGUUGAGAAAAUUGGGGUAGACAAGGUUGCAUGUGGAUGUGUGAUCAAAAUGACACAUGGUUUGCCUUGUGCACAUGAAAUUGCAGAGUUCAUGAUGCAGGGACGAUCAAUUCCUUUGUCGGUUGUGCAUCCUCGUUGGACAAAGUUACAUCUAGUGAAUACUGCUUCUGAUUAUGUGUCAUCCCAACUCACAAUUGAUUCAGAGAUUGAGAGUAUAUAUAAAAGGUUUCAUUCAGAACCUGAAGCAUGUAAACUAGUCUUGAAGCAGAAGCUGAGAGAAUUAGCCGAUCCAACUACGAUUUCAUUGAUGCCCACCAACCGUGAAAAUUAAGACAAAAUGUAGGUCAUCAUCAAAGAAGGAACUUAAGGUUGAUACAUUCACCAAAUGUGAUCUUUCGUGCUUUGAAAUAGUUCAAUCUGGUCAUAUGUACAUUCCCAGCAACAUGGAACUCAGGUGUUGGAGAAAAAGUGAUUAGAGGGUUGAACGGCCAGGUUUCUUUUCAAAGCAUGGCAGGAAGAAUGUAUAAUGACAAUGAUAGCUGGCAGUUUAUUUCAUUUUAUGGAUAGCAUGGGUGGGAUAGGUGGUGCAUCAAAGUUCAAAUCCUGGUAAUGUGGGUUGGUUCUUUCAGUCAACGAGAUAUCUGCUGUAAGGAGAUCCAUCAUUUUUUUUCUUCUUCUCUCUGUUCUGGUUAUGGAAGUAUUAGUAGAAAGAUAGGUGUGGUAAUGCAGGGUGUCAUUUUGGGUUUUGAGCGAUGAUGCACAAAUAUGGUGACAUGAGCAUGAUAGGAGAUGCAGUAGACAACACAAAAUCACUUUUCAGAGAAUACAGGACAUAACAUGGUAGGGGCAUGUCAAAAUUGUAUCUUUUCUGUAUGCCAUUGCAUUAAUAUUUUAUUAUAAAAUAUAUUUAAUA